Messenger RNA from Panicum virgatum (switchgrass), 1633 nucleotides. RefSeq lists its product as uncharacterized. The coding region runs from base 113 to 1633 and encodes 506 amino acids. The record is from RefSeq and is a predicted model, not a curated record. The transcript has 11 exons. Lineage: Eukaryota; Viridiplantae; Streptophyta; Magnoliopsida; Poales; Poaceae.
CAGGACCUCCGUCUAGCGCCCCUGCCAUCCCCGCCGUCCAUUGCCGGCACCUCCGACCAACGUCAUCAGUUUCUCCAACUAGGACUAUCAAUCCGUCCUGCAGGUUCUCACUAUGCAAAGGGGCAGGUAUGGAAAUCUCACGGCUGCAGCAUUGGCUAAGUCACAAUACAUAAGUCCUGGACUGCUUCGUCAGCAACAUGCGAAGCGAACUUAUCCAAAUAUCAGUAGCGGUGCACCAAUCCACAACAGCAGUAAUGUAGGCACCAAUGGUGCUCAUACUUCAAUCAAGAAAGCUACUAGUUUCAAGAACCAUUUCCAAGUACCUGAGGAUAAUCCAGAACAUGGAGAUGAAUCAGAUGAUCUGUGUGAUAGGACAAUGAAUACACCGAAGUCCAAAGGUGCAUAUUUUGCAUAUGCUAGCUCUGAACCAGAAGAUGAAGACACAGAUUGGUCAGAAUGGAACAAGAAAGCAAAGAAGUUCUUAUCCAAGAACAAAGAUCUAGUUGAUCAAGAUAGGAUGCAUGCUGGAUGGAGCAAAGAUGAUGGAAGGUCUGUCGAUCAAGACGGAUUGUCUAAUAAUGAUAACAUGGAGACUGAAGAAGCACAAGAGGAUCAGCAUCUUGCAGAUAGAUUAAAUCGUGACAAAAAAGUUGAAAAGAAACAAGGUCGUGGAAAAAACAAAUGUAAGAAGGUUGCUAAACUAAAGGCAGGCGAGAAAAUUAAAGUGAGGUUCUAUAACAAGAGAGCUUUAUCUAAAACAUUCUCACGACAGUUGGGUAGAAUUGUGCGUGAUCUUAACAUCACUCCAAUAAGGGUCAAGAAAUGGACAGAUAUAAGUCCAGUAGCUCAGAAGCACAUUUUUUAUGCAAUUAAGGACAAGUUCGAAAAUGCAGACCAAAAUAUUGAACUUGAUGUCUACGAAAAUGAGAUCAUGGAGCAUGCUAGAGAUCUAUGGAACAAUUGGCGUGGAGACUUAAAUCGGCAUUUUGUUAAGCCAGCAAGGAAUAUGCAACAUGCUAUUAAGAAUUGUCCUCAAGAGAUUCCAAAAGCAGAUUGGGAGUGGCUUGUCAAAGAACAUUUCUACAGCAAGGAGUUCACAGAAAAAAGCAAGAGAAACUCCAAAAAUAGAUCUAGCUUAAAAACUCAUUAUCGCAGUGGCAGCAAACCUUUCAGACAGAUCAUCUGGGACAAUGGUGGCAACCAAAACAAGCCUCCAAGUUUGGACACAUUAUUUUCUAUCACUCGCACAAAGGGUGGAACUUUUGUGGAUUCUGAAACCUCCAGCAAGCUUGCACAGAUUCAGAAGGAAAGGUUGUUGAACCCUUCUCUUUCUAAUGUAGAACUUGUGGACAAGUGCUUCCCAUCCACAAGGCGUGACCAUGUUGUUGGUUAUGGUGGUGGAAUAAAAGCAAGAGACUUGAGAAGUCCAGCUAUUACCAAGGCUGAACUGGUAGAAAAACUAGCACAGUCUGAGCAAGAAAGACAAGCACUUCAGGAUGAUAAUCAAGUCCUUCAUGAAGAAAAUCGAAAAGUUAACAAUCGUAUGAGCCGAAUGGAAGAAGAAUGGGCACAAAUGAAGAAGUAUAUGAGUGCUAACUAUAGCCAACCUGAUUCACUGGGAUCAGCUUGCUGA